Gorilla gorilla gorilla (western lowland gorilla) is the source of this 4083-nucleotide messenger RNA. It is a transcript of the gene CLCF1, whose product is annotated as cardiotrophin like cytokine factor 1. Bases 2147 to 3115 code for a protein of 322 amino acids. NCBI's taxonomy places the organism in Eukaryota, Metazoa, Chordata, Mammalia, Primates, Hominidae. The transcript is spliced from 3 exons. Gene Ontology annotation, cellular component: extracellular region; CRLF-CLCF1 complex; CNTFR-CLCF1 complex. Gene Ontology annotation, biological process: positive regulation of tyrosine phosphorylation of STAT protein; positive regulation of B cell proliferation; cell surface receptor signaling pathway via JAK-STAT. The record is from RefSeq and is a predicted model, not a curated record. Gene Ontology annotation, molecular function: cytokine activity.
CAGGGACCCCGCACCGGGCAGGGGGCAGGGGGCAGGGGGCGGUGUCCCCAGGCCAACGCCAGGGGAGAAGCCGACCCGAAGCCGGCGCUGUCCCCCGGCUCCUGGGAGUCCUCAGACGGACUGAUGGCCUCCCCGCCCCCUCCCCCAGGAGGCCCAGGGUGGUACCGCCACAGCCUCGCCUCACCUCACCCCCCCUCGGUGCUGUGGGAGGGAGAGGGAGCCCCAGAAGCCCUCCCUUCCCUCCUCCCCCCUCCUCCCCCCACCCCGGGGAGGGCCGCUACAAUUUGUGGUUACAGCUUUACACGUCAGAAAAAAAAAAAAAAGUUUGCAGAAUGUCCCACACCGAAAAAAAAAAAAAAUCCGAAACCGAGCGAAAAAAACCUGCGAGUGGGCCUGGCGGAUGGGAUUAUUAAAGCUUCGCCGGAGCCGCGGCUCGCCCUCCCACUCCGCCAGCCUCCGGGAGAGGAGCCGCACCCGGCCGGCCCGGCCCCAGCCCCAUGGACCUCCGAGCAGGAUCCUAGAGGUGACUGCCAGAUCCCCAGGCUUGGAGUUGUGUUGAGAUGUGAGGAACAGGGAGGAGAAAGGAACUGAGUCAGGCAAGAGCUGGGGAUAGAAAGGAAGAGUGAGGAAAGCAGCGUCCAGGAGGAAACCACAAGCUCAGAGGGGACAGGAAAGGGUGAGCUAGUGUCCCCAGGGAGCAGUUGAGUGCCUGACCCUACUCUCUGUCCUAAAACACACGCGUGUACACACAAUCACACUUGCCUCAAACCAAGACGCUGUGACUUCUGGUACCCCACCGCCAUGCUCCCUUAGUAAAGCCGGCCAGUCACACAUCUGAAAGAGUCCAGACUGACCAGGUGGGCCACUGCCGAAGUCCUCACUGACCCCUGUCCUCCAUAAGAGAUGUUUUAUACAAAUGGAGUCUUGCAUCCUUCCUAGUUAUUAGCCCUCUCCAAAACUCUGCCCCAGCACUGUGAUUAGACCUAACCUAGUCUUCAUUCUUUCUUGAAUCCAAACCCCAUCCUAACCAUGGGCAAAGCGUUAUACCUAUCUAAGUUAUUUCUGCCUAUCAAAGCAACCUAUGUCAUUAUAGAAAAAUCUGAGAGUAUAAAAUAUGAACUAUAGGGGUGGUGGAAAGAGAAGGUGGCAGCAAAAAAAAAAAAAAAAGGAAAAAAAAGAACUAUAGGAAAGAAACCACUCAUGACCUCACACCUAUUCAAGCUGAAAACCCAAACUAGCCCUGCUCUUCAUAACAUGACAAGCAGCGCCCCAUCUGAUACCUAAACCGACCAAGUCACAGCCCUCCAACUCACCCUCUGCCUGCCCAGACCUCACCACAUCCUUGCUGGACUCAAACCUCAACCGCACUAAAUCAACCAAAUCCCAAGUCUAAACUAAUCUGAAACUUUUAAAGUAACCCAGUCCUUAAACCUAACCUAGCCCAAUGCCAAUUAUAUCUACCCUAGCCAAACCCUAACUGCCUUUGCCAGUCCAAAGUGUCCACUGAAUCCUCACCUUGGUCCUCACUUAAAAUCCCAGAAAAGCAUAUUUCCCCACUGCCCACGUCCCUCCUUACAGCACCCAACCCUGGCCUCUGGACUCCUGGUAUCCUGGGAUGUCCAAACUCUGCAGUGCCAUCAGCCAACAAGCCCGACUCGUCAAAUGCACUUCUCUCCCUUCCUGUCCCCACCCUCGCAGGCUGAUGGAAAGGCCUCACUGAAGUCCAACUUUUCCCCACCUAACACCAAGAACGGGGUGAACCUCCACACUGCCACCGUUCCCUGAGAGUGAGCACUAAAUCUCCUUCAAUCUAACCCCACCCUACACUUCCCACACUCAGGAAUCACAUCCUAGAAUAUACCCAAAACUAAGCCCCAUAAGGCAGCCCGACCCUGGUGGUCUAACCCUAUACCUUGCUUCCUAUGGGCGACUCUGUUCUUGGCGGCCACCUCUCUCCUGCUUCCUCCCUUAGGGCUGACUGUGCUUAGCCUGCCAGCUCUGACAUGUGCUGUCUCCCACCCUCUGACUCCCCUCAAGCUGCAGUGGGACUGGAAGACUGGCAGGAAGCUAGGGUACAACUGGAACACAGGCAGGUCGACCUGCACUCCCUAGGCCUGGCCCCGUCCCUCCAUGUACACACACAUACAUGUUGGCACACACACACUGGCACACAUGCCAAAGACUCUCUCAGCUGACACACAGAUCCAUUCUCAAGUAUCUACUGAUAGACACUCAUGCGUGCCAAGUCCUCAUCCUCAAACAUACACAUGCCUCUCUUUCUCUCCCGUCUUGCCAGGAGUGUUUCCCCUCCUCCAUCCCCUCUGCCUCCCAUCUGGUGUCCCACCCUCACCCCCCUCCCAGCCCAAGGUGGGGACAGACACCUGAGGGGCUGCCAGCUGCUUCCCCGUGUGGGCCCGGGCCGCGCUCAUGCUUCUCGUCCAUCCUGCCCACAGGGGACUCGUGGGGGAUGUUAGCGUGCCUGUGCACGGUGCUCUGGCACCUCCCUGCAGUGCCAGCUCUCAAUCGCACAGGGGACCCAGGGCCUGGCCCCUCCAUCCAGAAAACCUAUGACCUCACCCGCUACCUGGAGCACCAACUCCGCAGCUUGGCUGGGACCUAUCUGAACUACCUGGGCCCCCCUUUCAACGAGCCUGACUUUAACCCUCCCCGCCUGGGGGCAGAGACUCUGCCCAGGGCCACUGUUGACUUGGAGGUGUGGCGAAGCCUCAAUGACAAACUGCGGCUGACCCAGAACUACGAGGCCUACAGCCACCUUCUGUGUUACUUGCGUGGCCUCAACCGUCAGGCUGCCACUGCUGAGCUGCGCCGCAGCCUGGCCCACUUCUGCACCAGCCUCCAGGGCCUGCUGGGCAGCAUUGCGGGCGUCAUGGCAGCUCUGGGCUACCCACUGCCCCAGCCGCUGCCUGGGACUGAACCCACUUGGACUCCUGGCCCUGCCCACAGUGACUUCCUCCAGAAGAUGGACGACUUCUGGCUGCUGAAGGAGCUGCAGACCUGGCUGUGGCGCUCGGCCAAGGACUUCAACCGGCUCAAGAAGAAGAUGCAGCCUCCAGCAGCUGCAGUCACCCUGCACCUGGGGGCUCAUGGCUUCUGACUUCUGACCUUCUCCUCUUCGCUCCCCCUUCAAACCCUGCUCCCACUUUGUGAGAGCCAGCCCUGUAUGCCAACACCUGUUGAGCCAGGAGACAGAAGCUGUGAGCCUCUGGCCCUUUCCUGGACCGGCUGGGCAUGUGAUGCGAUCAGCCCUGUCUUCUCCCCACCUCACAAAGGUCUACCGAGCUGGGGAGGAGGUGCAGUAGGCCCUGUCCUGUCCUGUUUCUACAGGAAGUCAUGCUCGAGGGAGUCUGAAAUGGUUCAAGUUGGUGCAGAGGCGCUCAUGGCUUCCUGCUUCUUGCCUACCACUUGGCCAGUGCCCACCCAGCCCCUCAGGUGGCACAUCUGGAGGGCAGGGGUUGAGAGGCCACCACCACACAUGCCUUUCUGGGGUGAAGCCCUUUGGCUGCCCCACUCUCCUUGGAUGGGUGUUGCUCCCUUAUCCCCAAAUCACUCUAUACAUCCAAUUCAGGAAACAAACAUGGUGGCAAUUCUACACAAAAAGAGAUGAGAUUAAGGGUGCAGGGGUGGGGUCUGCAUUGGAGGUGCCCUAUAAACCAGAAGAGAAAAUACUGAAAGCACAGGGGCAGGGACAGACCAGACCAGACCCAGGAGUCUCCAAAGCACAGAGUGGCAAACAAAACCCGAGCUGAGCAUCAGGACCUUGCCUCGAAUUGUCUUCCAGCAUUACGGUGCCUCCUCUCUGCCCCCUUUCCCAGGGUAUCUGUGGGUUGCCAGGCUGGGGAGGGCAACCAUAGCCACACCACAGGAUUUCCUGAAAGUUUACAUUGCAGUAGCAUUUUGGGGUGUGGGUUGGCAGCUCCCCAAGGCCCUGCCCCCAAGCCCCACCCACUCAUGACUCUAAGUGUGUUGUAUUAAUAUUUAUUUAUUUGGAGAUGUUAUUUAUUAGAUGAUAUUUAUUGCAGAAUUUCUAUUCUUGUAUUAACAAAUAAAAUGCUUGCUCCAGAA